Aureobasidium subglaciale EXF-2481 is the source of this 1076-nucleotide messenger RNA. RefSeq lists its product as uncharacterized. The coding region runs from base 253 to 951 and encodes 232 amino acids. The transcript is spliced from 3 exons. The record is from RefSeq and is a predicted model, not a curated record. NCBI's taxonomy places the organism in Eukaryota, Fungi, Ascomycota, Dothideomycetes, Dothideales, Saccotheciaceae.
GUUAGCGGCUCCUACGUACAAUAUUUCUCCUUCAGAUGACCAUGUACGAAGACGUUGACGGUGUACUAUGCUUCCUGCACAAGGAAGAUCUCCUAGGCAAUCAUGAGACAUUCCUUCUGUAUGUACUAGAUCGGUGUUGGUUGGAAUAGUUGGACUAUAAAAUCUCGAUCAUGCCUAGAGGGUUUUACACCACUGAUUCAGACCUCUAUCGACCUUCGAUACUCUUUGUUCCACAGUCUUUUUGGCCGCGAGAUGAAUGCUAUCUUCCGUAUGACUGCCAUCCAGCGGGUGAAACAUAUCAUCCUGCCGGACUUCAAAACAAGGGCACUCACAACAUCGAUCGUACCUAAGAGACCCCUGAAAACAGCUGUCUGCCAUGAGACUGUGCUCAAGGGUACGGCGAAUCCAGUUUCUCGAAGACUCUUGUUUCACACUCCAACAAAACACUACGUCGCGACCGAGAUCUCGAACACAAAAGCGACUCCCGUAGCGGCAGAGAUAUCAAUGAGUAUCGAUGGACAGGAAGAAAUCUUCUCGGCGCUACUUUUUCGUGACAUGUGUCACUAUCCAUUGUACAUACAUCCUUCGACCCGACAAAAGCUCUAUCCGACUGCAGAUAUACCUACGAGCAUAAGACCACGUUCUGUGCAUGUUUCGGAAUCGGCAGCUACCCUGACCUGGGGUAACGAUGUUCCUGGUUUUGAUCACACACAUAGUACCAUUCUCCAGACGGAUGAUCUGGAGACAUUGGCGAAGACAGGUGCACUCCCAGGACCUUUCGUGCACGCACUUCCCAGUCAAGUGCUGUGGGACAGUACAAAUGCCAAGGUUAAAGACACUAGCUUUGAUGAUUACAUGGCUAAUGAUGCCGCGCUUUUGCGAGUCUUAAACCUUUACGAACACACGGUCUUGUCUUCGUCACCAACAUUCCUGGUGAGAAGCAUGCAAUGAGUCAGAUUGCAACACGCAUGGGACCAAUGGAAGACACCUUCUACGGUCGGACCUGGGGUGUGCGCACCGUUCCGUCCCCCACAAACGCCGCCUAUAUCUCAACGGAUCUAGGAUCGAGCACUCGC